Pelobates cultripes (western spadefoot toad) is the source of this 25327-nucleotide messenger RNA. The record is from the annotation of a GenBank genome assembly. NCBI's taxonomy places the organism in Eukaryota, Metazoa, Chordata, Amphibia, Anura, Pelobatidae.
UGGUUCCACCGGUGUAGCUGUAACAAGACAAGGUAGGUCUAUAUAUCGUUGUAUGAUCUGUACUGGGAGAGCAGUACAUCAGAUUGGGUGUUUGGGGACUGCUGUAGAAUGAUGCAGCAGAGUAGCACCUGCUGGACUGGUGUUGGGACUGUGCAAAUAUCUUUUAGGUUCGCGUCCAGUUGGACAACAUUUGAUGGAAAUCUUCCCCUUUAGUAAACGACUCUAGAGGCAGAGUAGUGGAAAAGCAAAUGUUUAAAUUUACCUCGCAACUUAAAUGCGACCUCCAUAAAGAACUUAAUAACAUGAGAGAUUUUAUAUAAAUUAGGUUCUUCCAAAAAAGAAGGAAACUUAAGAAAUUAUAUCAAGUGAAAAAUAUUUAUGUGAAAGCCAGGCGAUAGUGCUGUGAAACUCACAGCUUUAUAGAUACACUAUGAGAAUCUGAUUUAUGUCUCUACGCAAUGAGUAUCUGUGUGUAUGUAUGAUGAGAUAAUCUGCUGAAUCUGUAUGUUGACACCACAACAAGAAAGUGUUUUUGCACGUAGACACUCAGCAGGACCUUUGAUCAUAUAAUUAUAUUACUAGCAAAGACAAGAGUGUGACAGUAGUAAUGAGGAACGCCUUCUGGGAAGUUAUAUAGGUGGUUGAUCCUACUGGGGUGUCCGGAAGGAUAGCAAGUGUUAUCACAAAGCUUUGGAUGGACUGGAAGUGUCGGACGAUGGUCAUCAGCAUGGGAUAACUGGCAUGCUAUGACUAAACGAAAUGUUACAUAUUCUUCAAAAACACUUAAUAAAAACACAAACAAUACUUCUAUGAAAAACCCUACCAUACAUUUUUAAAUGCAAAUGAUUUAUUAAAUACCCCAAAUUUUAAGUAGAAUAAAAAAAGGAAAGAAAGCAUAAAGAAAACAUGUACAUAACAUUUUCAUCUUUUCUAUGGAUGUUCAAUCACAGUUCAUUGUUUAUCAAACAUUGUGUCAAAAGUCAGUAAUACCGUGUUUCUCCGAAAAUAAGACCGGGUCUUAUAUUAAUUUUAGUCACAAAAAACUCACUAGGGCUUAUUUUCAGGGUAGGGCUUAUUUAUUUACGGUACCGGUAUGUACAUUGAACCCCCCCUUUAAUAAAUCCACCCCCCUCUAAUUAAUCCACCCCCUCUAAUUAAUCCAGCCCACCCUUUAAUUAAUUCACCCCCUCUAAUUAAUCCAGUCCACCCUUUAAUUAAUUCACCACCCCUUUAAUUAAUUCACCCCCUCUAAUUAAUCCAGUCCACCCUUUAAUUAAUUCACCCUAAUUAAUCCAACCCUUUAAUUAAUUCACCCCCCUUUAAUUAAUUCACCCCCCUCUAAUUAAUCCAGCCCACCCUUUAAUUAAUUUCUAAUUAAUCCACCCCUUUAAUUAAUUCACCCCCCUCUAAUUAAUCCAGUCCACCCUUUAAUUAAUUCACCACCCCUUUAAUUAAUUCACCCCCUCUAAUUAAUCCAGCCCACCCUUUAAUUAAUUCACCCCCCUUUAAUUAAUUCACCCCCCUUUAAUUAAUUCAAUAAAUCCCAGACAUAAAAUAUCUAGCAGUACUCACAUUUCAAAGAUUCCUUGCCGAGUCCGACCACUGGGAGCCUCACCGCCCGGAAAUGGAUCCUUCCGCUGAAGAUCCGUGAAGGCAGACUGACGGCGCUGCAAAAUGUCGUCAUCACGUUGCGCGACGCUCCUCCUACAGCAGAAGAAGGAAGUCUCGCCGCAAAGGUACAAUGCCUAGGUCUUAUUUUCGGGGUAGGGCUUAUAUUGCAGCCCACCCCGAAAAUCCGACUAGGGCUUAUUUUCGGGGUAGGGUUUAUUUUCGGGGAAACACGGUAUGUGGGAAUAUACUGGGAGUAGGUUUGUUAGAGUGGGAACCAAAUCUCUGUGAGAUUAUUUUAAAUAAUGGUGAACUUACAAAAACGAUCCCUUUUGAACAUAUGUCGAACAGCAAUGCACAAAAACAUUGUUCUAAAUGUCCUAUUUUGUAUAUCUUCCUUAAAGCAGCACUUCCAAUUGUACUGUCUUUAUAAUUUUGUCAAGACCCCCCAAAGUGACAUGUCAACUUCAAUAGUAGCAGAUGAGGGGCAAAUAAUACGAGACAAAAACUUAGCUGACACUCUUGCUCAUCAACAUCAACAUGUUGACCUUCAGUUUGUUUUUACCUCAGUCAUCUACCAUGCGCCUGUGCCAUUUUUGUACACUUGCUUGUGUACGAGAGUACAACAUUUUGGUCCAUAGAGAUAGCAUUGGUUACUUCAUAUAUCUUGUUUGCGCAUGCACAAUAAGAUGCCAUAAGCUUGUAUUUCAUAUCUUGAGAAAACAUGCCUGUUCUCAUCAGGUUUCGGAAGUGACAAGAAACUCACGGGAAUAGGGCCUUCAACUCCUCUUGUAUUUGUUUGGCAAAUGUUGUAUUGUCCCUUAGAUGUAUUGGAACUCUGUCUUUUUACUUACACCGAUUAUACCCUUAGACAGAGGUGCAGAAUGUGUUGGCGGUUUAUAAAUAAAGAAUAAGGACUAUAAUGAAUUAGUAACAUACUGCGUUUUAUACGUUUGUUCUGACUGCCUUCAAAUUCCAAAUAAAGUCUAACGCAGUCUAUACAAAUUCCAUAAAGUCACAGUGCAAUUUUAUAUGACUGAAACACUGCUGAAAAUGUAUCACAUAUGUUUAAAUAAUCCCCUUCCAUGCUGAGGUACCUAUAUUGUAUAAGCAAGAGCGUUGAUCUCAAGCUGUUGCUGCUGAUAGGCCAAUGAUGAUGUAAAUGUAACCAUAAUCACAUCAUUUCAAUAGUUUUAAACACUUUUUAACUAUCAAUUUGGCAAAAAAGGACCAAAGCCUUACGUUAAACAGUCAGGUUUAACUGAUUACAAUCAUUCUGAAGUUUAAAUAUGGAGAGAAAUAACUCAACUAUUGACAUUUAUUGAAUUCAACACCAGAAAUACUUGAAAUCCACAGGAAAUACAUUUCAAAAUGUUUACUCAUUAGCAGAACAAACACCACAACCACCUACCCUGAAUUGUAUGUAUACCUAAUACAAAAUUAAGUAAAAAUAACAUGUUGAAAAUGGGAACAAUGGAAAAGCGGUUUUAACAUCUUUGUUUAUAUAUAUUAUUAUGUAGCCCGUGAAGUUACACAGGCUGCAUUAUCUGAAAUGCCCAGUAGAUGGCACAUGGACUCAGUAUGCUGUUAAUAAAACAUUGAGCUUUGAUCACAUGACUUGCUGAAAUCAAGAGAGGAGUGUGGCAUCAUCGCAGGGCCUGUCAGGACUUCCUGCACAGCUCUGAGGGAGGAGGAUUCUAAGAGUGACCACAUGCUGAGCCAGAGAGAGGACAUGUGAGAGACUGUAGCACAGAGAUAGGGCCUGGCUGAGAGAACUUGUUUCACCCAAGAUCACACCAGCUGAGAGAGGGACCUGCAGGAAAGGAAAGAAGACAAGCACUGAGUCCAGACGUCUGGCGAAUCCAGUGAGAGGAGACUGCUGCUGACUGACUGGUUAAUCGUGUUGAGAGGGUAAGCCAAGCCUCUCCCUGUAUCGCCACAGGGCACCUGUCUCCUCACUCACAGUAAAGACUCUGAGGUCCCGUGACAGACAUUACACAUCUGAGGCUGCUUCAGUGACCCUGCGGAGCAGGACUUAUAAGGGCCCCAACUCUCCUAUGUGCACCAACGGCCGCUAGGGCGAAGAUAAGGGGGUGGGGCGCAGGUGUGCUGGUGGGUGAGUGAGGGAAAUCCACAUUUGCCUUGUUAUCUGUGUUACUCUAUUGUAUUUUCCUAUGUAUGUUGGUUCAAUUGCUACUUACCAUAUAAAGUUAGUCCCAGUUAGACUGUGUCAGUCUCAUUGCACCAAGUAUGUUCCCAGUGGGACCCCACAUCCCUACCCCGGAUGCUCCACUGGGUGGAGGCACUGCCGCAGACAUGUACCCCAGCUCCCAGAUAGCGGAGGCUCAGGAUCCGCCUGUCAGGCAUAGUGAGUUAACUAGGUUUGGGGACCCCAAAGACACUAGGGGGCACCCCCAAAACCCCGUUACAGAUGGAGGCACUGCUGAGAUGUAUUGGGGUACAACCAGUGAGAAUAGGUUAAGUCCUCAGGCCACUCCCUCCUUUGUGAAACAGUGGGCCCAGCAAAGAAAUGUACCAUUACAGCAAGCUGUGAUGUUAUGCAAAGUCCCAUCCUGCUGUGAGAUGAAUCACGUCAUCUUGUGUAUAGAAAUUCGACUGGGAAUAGAAAUGGCGACCAUCAGAGAUAUCCUGCAGGAUUCUGAAGGCCAAACUUACAUGUUAAUAUAUUGUCAUACGGGCUUGGGAGACCAUGAGAUGCCUACCAACAUUCAUUUACAUGGAGCCCCGGAUGGAGGAUGCUCCUUAGUGUACGCUCUCCUUGAUAAGAAAGAAAGGGUCUCACUGCAACAACCCUUUAAAUUAGAACGGAAAGAUUAUGUCACAGAAAAUUAUUCUAAGCUCCUGACCCCCAUCUCCGGAAAGGCCGGAGCCAUUCCUAAACAAGCUGCCCAUCCUCCUAGAGGACAGGGGAUGAUUACUCCUAAAGCAGAAUCUCAUCCAUCUACAGCAUUACUGAAACCAGACAACCCUGAAGUACACACCCUCCCUACAGGAGGUAGUGAUGUAUCGGACAUACUACAGAAACUCUCAGAAGCCAUAGUGACGGCAAACCACACCCAUAGUUACCACAAACUAAAGGUGUUUUCUGGGAAUCAGCCUGUUCCUGCAGGAGAAGAGCCUUUUGAGGUCUGGAAGGAUAAUGCUAUGCAGUUGUUGGAGGAAUGGUCUUGUACGGAUACCAUAAAGAAACAGCGGUUGGUGGAGAGUCUUCGUUUUCCCGCUACAGACAUGAUAAGACUGUACAAGGGAGUAAAUGGGCAAGCUACUGCACACGACUAUCUACAAGUCUUACAGGAUGCUUAUGGGAAAUCAGAAGAUUUGGAUGAUCUGUUGGUUAAGUUCCUAGCCACUAAGCAGAAGGAGCACGAAAAAGCCACUGACUAUAUCAACCGGUUACAGCUAUCGCUUGGAAAGUUAUUCCAUAAAGGAGCAGUCACUGUCCCUGAGUUGGAUGCUCGGCUAUCUAAGCAAAUUCAGAGAGGUGGUUUGACCAGUAAUCCAGUUAUGAUUCUGCUGAGAGCCAAGUUGGAUGAUAAAGUUCUGCCUUAUUCCACAUUAAUAAAUACAGCCAGGAGAUUGGAAGACCAGAUGUGUCCACCCCUACAGAAGGAGAAAGAGAAUACAGAACUGUCAGCUCUUAGGAAGAAGGUGGCUGAAUUGGAGCUUUUAUGCAAAUCACCACCAGAGAGAGCAGAUCUUCCCCCUGGAAGUGGGGGGCAACACAGGAAGACUCAGAAAAAGCUGUUUCCUGAGGAUUCACCCCGCCGAGGGAACUGCUUUAAAUGUGGAAAGUCAGGGCAUUUUCAGCGGGAGUGCCCUGCGGAUUCCAUGGAGGUGGAUGUGGGGGUGCUGGCAACCGAGCUCGGGGAGACUCAAAUGACCAGGUCUUACAAGCGAAGGAAGACCCGGCCUACAUAUAGUCUAUCUGUAGGGGCCAAGAUUGGGCCUAAAUCUUUGAUACACGUGCAAGUGGAAGGAAUUCAUGCUUCAGCAUUGCUAGAUACAGGUUCUCAAGUCACCAUUAUCUACAGAGACUUCUAUGAACGUCAUUUGAAACACAUUCCUAUGGAACCUGCAGGAGAGUUUCAGCUAUGGGGCGUUGGGUCUCAAGCUCAACCUGUGGAGGGAUGCAUAAAAGUGACCAUAACUAUUCCCCAGUUAAAUACCGGGAUGAUAUGUCCUAUGGAGCUGGAAGCUUUGAUAUGCCCUGCAGCCAAGAAAGUGUGUGCCCCAAUAAUAUUUGGUACUAAUGCAAAGAUGGUACAGGAUGUAUUCAGGGCCUAUCUGACAGAAGUGGGAGAUGUCUCCUUAGACCGACUGAUGGAGGUCAGCCCUGUCCUAGGAAAAGAGUGUCGACGACUAGCCCUUGCAACAAAACCAGGGUUGUGCCACUAUUCAGGAACAGAACCUGCAUUUGUGAAGCCUGGUGAGACCAAAACCUUACGAGCCAUAGCCUCAAUGCACCAUGAAAUGUUGGGGGGAACUGGACAAUACCUUAUUGAGUCUCUGCCUGAAGAGGAUCAGAAGAAGGGGUGGACUCUCAUACCUGAGAUAAAAGAUUGGCGAAAAAGGUGGUGUCGGAGUUUUCCUGUGAUGGUACAGAAUUUAACCCCCACGGAAAUCCGGAUUGAUCGUCAUCAGAAGAUUGGUGUAAUACACCUUUUAGAUCAAGUUUCGUCCAUCAUGUCUGUGAGUGCAGAACAGACGGAUCAUGUGAAAGCACCUUUAGAUUUUGAUCUAGAAGAUUCUCCCCUACCACAGCAGUGGAAAGACAGCCUUCGUUCAAAACUGGCCACCCGAGAGGGAGUGUUCUCCAGAGCAGAGAUGGACGUGGGGUGUUCUAAGAGUGCCACCCAUGCUAUAAGACUUGCUGAUCCUACUCCUUUCAGAGAAAGGUCAAGAAGAAUACCCCCUCGAGAUGUGGAAGAUGUCCGGGACAUACUCCAGCAGAUGGAAGGAGCAGGCAUCAUCACAGAGUCCCGGAGCCCCUAUGCCUCACCUAUUGUGGUAGUGAGAAAAAAGAAUGGUUCAGUUCGGCUAUGUGUGGACUACCGUACUCUGAACAAGAGGACUGUGCCAGACCAGUACACCUUGCCCCGGAUAGAAGAUCUUCUGAACGCCCUAUCUGGCAGCCAGUGGUUCAGUGUGCUUGACUUGAGGUCUGGAUAUUAUCAGGUACCCAUGAAGAAGGAAGAUCAGGAAAAGACAGCUUUCAUCUGCCCUUUGGGGUUCUUCCAGUUUACCAGAAUGCCACAGGGAGUCACAGGAGCUCCUGCUACUUUUCAGAGGCUGAUGGAGAAAACUGUGGGGGAUAUGAAUCCCAAAGAGUGUCUAGUGUAUCUAGAUGACCUAAUUGUUUUCGGGAAGACACCAGAGGAGCAUGAACAAAGAUUGCUAAAGGUGUUGGAUCGACUUCAAGCUGAAGGCCUGAAGCUAUCAGUGGACAAAUGCCGAUUUGCCCAGAACUCUGUCACUUAUGUGGGGCACAUAGUCUCCGCUGAAGGAGUAGCCACAGAUCCUGCUAAAAUUGAAGCAGUGCUGAAUUGGCCAAGACCAAAUAACAUCGGUGAGUUGCGGUCCUUUCUCGGAUUCUGUGGUUACUACCGAAGGUUCGUGAAAGACUACUCAAAGAUUGCUCGAGAGUUACAUGACCUGCUGAAGAUUAUCUCUGACGUAAAGGGUGUUAAGGCACCAUAUCCUAAAGACCCCUUUGGAGAGAAAUGGACUUCAGGAUGUGAAGAUGCCUUUCUGACGCUGAAGAAGAGACUUACAGAAGCUCCUGUCUUAGCCUAUGCAGACCCUGAGAAACCAUAUAUCCUCCAUGUGGAUGCCAGUAUGGAAGGCCUAGGGGGUGUACUGCACCAAAGUUAUCCAGCAGGAUUGAGGCCGGUGGCUUACAUAAGUAGGAGUCUUACAGGUGCAGAGAAGAACUAUCCAGUCCAUAAAUUGGAAUUUCUGGCACUCAAGUGGGCCAUGGUGGAUAAGCUGCAUGACUAUUUGUAUGGGGCAACAUUCGAAGUAAGGACUGACAACAAUCCACUUACCUACAUCCAGACUACAGCUAAGCUGGAUGCUACAGGACAUAGGUGGUUGGCUGCCUUGUCAAACUACAGUUUCAGCCUGAAGUACAAGCCUGGGCCCAAGAAUGUCAGCGCAGAUGCCCUGUCCCGCAAACCUAGACUCCCCCCUCACCAAGAAGAAGAGGAGUGGGAAGAGAUCCCUGGGCCGGGGGUAGGAGCCUUUUGUCAGAUGUAUGUGGUGGCCGAGAGUCAAGAAGAAUUUGCCGAGCUAAGAGGGAUAGACUCCAUUAGCCACUCUCCCGAAGCUGUGCCUGAGGUGUUCCAUGCUCCAGUCAUGCUUCAACAGUGGUCCAGUAUAACCACAGAAGACAAGAGGAAGGCUCAAGCGCAGGACUGGUAUAUUGGGAUAGUUAUCAGAGCAAUAAAGACUAAGAAUCCUAAAUUGCUGACUUCUCUACCUGUGAAUCAAAGAGAAUUAUACCGAAGAGAAUGGAGCCGACUACAUCUCGAAGAUGGAGUACUCUAUAGGGUCGUGAAGUAUCAUGAUCACCCUGACAGAAAACAAUUGGUACUACCGCACCGAUACCGUGGCAUGGUCCUGAGAGCUCUCCACGAUCAACAUGGGCAUCUCGGGGUGGACAAGACCUAUGGCCUAGUACAAGAUCGGUUCUAUUGGCCUCGCAUGAGGGAACAUGUCGAGCAACAUGUAAAGACAUGCAGGAGGUGUAUCCAGAGGAAGACCCUGCCUGUGAGAGCUGCCCCUAUGGGUCAUCUGAAAAGUACGGGACCCAUGGAUCUUGUGUGCAUGGACUAUCUCUGCAUUGAGGACGAUACAGCGGGAAUUGGAAAUGUGCUGGUGGUAACGGACCACUUCACCAGAUAUGCUCAAGCUUUCCCCACUAAAGACCAAAAGGUUGUGACUGUAGCCAAAGUCCUUUGGCAGAAGUAUUUUAUUCACUAUGGACUACCCAAUCGGCUACACUCUGAUCAAGGUAGAGACUUUGAGAGUAAGUUGAUAAAGGAGCUGUUAGGCAUGUUGCAGGUGCAGAAGUCCAGAACCACACCUUAUCAUCCGGAGGGUGAUGCACAGCCAGAACGUUUCAAUAGGACCCUCCUAGAUAUGCUAGGGACUCUCAAGCAAAUCGAGAAGCGGUCUUGGAGUAAACAUGUGGAAACCAUGGUCCACGCAUACAACUGUACAAGGCAUGAAUCUACAGGGUUCUCACCCUAUUUCUUAAUGUUCGGAAGAGAAGCUCGAUUGCCGAUAGAUGUCCGGUUGGGAGUGUCUCCUGAUGGAACAGAUUCAACUUCACACUUUCAAUAUGUGAGGAACCUCAAACAAAACCUUCGUCGGGCCUACGAGUUGGCCACCCAAGCUGCAGCAAAAAUGGAAGAACGGAACAAAAGAAGAUAUGAUGCUAAGGUGAGAUAUCGGGAGAUUCAAGCAGGGGAUAAAGUUCUUCUCCGGAAUCUAGGUGUGCCUGGAAAACACAAACUGGCUGACAGAUGGAAAGAUACCCUGUUUGAGGUUGUGUCCAAACUGGAAGGACUGCCAGUGUACAACAUUCGGGGCCCGGAGGGCCGAAUAAAGGCUUGGCAUAGAAACCAUCUGCUUCCAGUUGUGUAUACUGAUGAAGAGGAAGAGAGUAGUGAAGAACUGGAGGAAACCCCAGCAGAGAGUCCUGGAAAUGGGGCAGAGGAGACCCCGGGAACUCCCAGUGCAGAGGAUCAGUGGUGGUCAUCACCCGCUGAAGAAACACAACAAUUGCCUCCUUUAACUCCUGUGGUUUCACAAAGUCCCGGAACCUCUCCUGGGUCACAAAGUUCUCCAAGGUUGAAUCCAGAAAGUCCCUGUUUUGUGCCUGGAACUUCCCUUAAAAACUCUACUUCGAGGGCAGGAGUCGAAGUUCCACAGUUGAUGUCCCAAGAUCCUCUCCCCCAGCGAGAACUGAGACACAGCACCAGAGUGCGGCAACCCCCUAGGGCCCUAGUUUAUGAUAAUAUAGGAGAGCCCAGUUAUGCCCCGCUGACACAAGCAGCAUUUAAAAUGGCCACUUUCCUACAUGCACUAGCUGAAGUGGUAAAUGUUAGUGACUGUUUACCCUAAAUAACUAGCUAGCUAGGAUGUUACUGUGCGAACUGUACUGUAGGUAUGCUAAACCUUUUUCUGUUGAAUUUUUGUUAAGCUCCCUGGCUAGGACUUGCCAGUGGAAGGCAAGUAUUUUCAAGGGGGAGCAUGUAGCCCGUGAAGUUACACAGGCUGCAUUAUCUGAAAUGCCCAGUAGAUGGCACAUGGACUCAGUAUGCUGUUAAUAAAACAUUGAGCUUUGAUCACAUGACUUGCUGAAAUCAAGAGAGGAGUGUGGCAUCAUCGCAGGGCCUGUCAGGACUUCCUGCACAGCUCUGAGGGAGGAGGAUUCUAAGAGUGACCACAUGCUGAGCCAGAGAGAGGACAUGUGAGAGACUGUAGCACAGAGAUAGGACCUGGCUGAGAGAACUUGUUUCACCCAAGAUCACACCAGCUGAGAGAGGGACCUGCAGGAAAGGAAAGAAGACAAGCACUGAGUCCAGACGUCUGGCGAAUCCAGUGAGAGGAGACUGCUGCUGACUGACUGGUUAAUCGUGUUGUGAGGGUAAGCCAAGCCUCUCCCUGUAUCGCCACAGGGCACCUGUCUCCUCACUCACAGUAAAGACUCUGAGGUCCCGUGACGGACAUUACACAUCUGAGGCUGCUUCAGUGACCCUGCGGAGCAGGACUUAUAAGGGCCCCAACUCUCCUAUGUGCACCAACGGCCGCUAGGGCGAAGAUAAGGGGGUGGGGCGCAGGUGUGCUGGUGGGUGAGUGAGGGAAAUCCACAUUUGCCUUGUUAUCUGUGUUACUCUAUUGUAUUUUCCUAUGUAUGUUGGUUCAAUUGCUACUUACCAUAUAAAGUUAGUCCCAGUUAGACUGUGUCAGUCUCAUUGCACCAAGUAUGUUCCCAGUGGGACCCCACAUCCCUACCCCGGAUGCUCCACUGGGUGGAGGCACUGCCGCAGACAUGUACCCCAGCUCCCAGAUAGCGGAGGCUCAGGAUAGUGAGUUAACUAGGUUUGGGGACCCCAAAGACACUAGGGGGCACCCCCAAAACCCCGUUACAUUACAUAUCAAGAUUAAAGGGACACUAUAGUCACCUGAACAACUACAGCUUAAUGUAGUUGUUCAGGUGAGAUCUAUAGCUCCCUGCAGUCAAUCUAAUGCAAACACUGUAUUUUCAGAGAAAAUACAGUGUUUACAUUGAUUGAUAGGAAUACCUCCAGUGGCCGUCACUCAGACGGCCACCAGAGGGAUUUCCUAUCAUGCAGGGCCCUAAAAAGGCCUUGUACACGUUAGACGUAUUAAAAUACGUCUGACGUGUGCAGGAGAGAGAAGGCACUGUGUGCGCGCCUUCUCUCUUCUGCCUGUCAGCAGAGGAGAGGGGGCGGGCAAAGACCGGGAGCUGAGCUGUCAGUCAGCGUGGUAGUGCGCUCAUUACUUCAGAGGGCGGCAUGAAUGCCGCCCUCUGAAGUAUGUGCGCAUGUACGGCGAAGGGAACAAUGACGCAUAAGGGAAUAAUGACGCUUCCAAAUGGAAGUGUCUGAUUGCUCCCUGCUUGCGCCCGCCUAUUUCGUCAUUUUGAUGAAAUAGGGGGCGUAGCUUUACGAGGCUCCCGGUGCUGGAACCAGGUGAGUAAACUUGUUUGCCUGGAGAGUCCCUUUAACUAAACAAAAACAACUCAAAAUAGAUUCACAAAUUAGUCCUGAUAGUUAAAUGCCUCAUAUGUCUGGGAUCUGAAUUAAUAUUUAGUAGUUAACGCUAACACUAUGCCAACCCUAAACUAUGUCUAAACUAACUCUAACCAUAAACCUACCUUAACCUUACCCCAAACUGUAACCACACACUAUCCCUAACUCUAAAACAUUAACCAUAACUCAGCAUUGAUCCUUAUCGCACAAUAACACUAACCCUACACUAACACUAACCAUUUACCUACCCUAACCUUACCCCAAACCGUAACCCCACAUAAUCCCUAACUCAAAAACACUAACUCUAACCAUAUACCUACCCUAACCUUACCCCAAACCGUAACCCCACAUAAUCCCUAACUCUAAACUAACAUUACCCUAACCCCCCUGACAUCAGGAGGUGUGUGUGGGGGGGGGAGGGAAUGGGGAUUUCCAAGCUCCAACAGCACAGAGCACUUUGUGAGCACCCUCUGCUGUGUGAUUUCAGAAUGCUGUCCCUGCUGAACAGACAGCAAGAUGAUAUUGGCCUACAAUUCCCAGAAUUUAUUGAAUGCAGUAGAGGGCAAUUGAAUUAUGGGAGUUGUAGUUCAGCAAUAGUUGGGGUGCAGGGCAGAGUUUGGGAUAUCUGAAUUAGGAUCAGGCUCUUAGAAUGUAACUAAAUAUUCAGUCAGUAUUAAUGCAAAUGGCAUGGAGACAAUGUGUUUCACUUAUUUUGCAUAUUUGACUGACCAAAAAUGAUGCUUGUGAUCCAGGGCCAGUCCAUCCUGGAGGGAAUUUACUCUUGUUUUAGAAUCGUCACUCUUUUUUAUUGAGAAGGAUGGCGGUUGCUAAAAAAUAAAUAAAGAUUGACAAGAGCAUCAAGAAUUAUUUACCUUGCCACUCAGGCAAGGAGCUCCUGGGGAAACAAAACGGCACAAUGUAGAAACCAAAUGAAUUAACAAACCUACAAUAAUAAAUGUUCACUUACAAAAUGUGUUAGAUAGAAGCCUCCAGAUCUUUUAUAGGUAAAUAAGCAUAAUUUUAGAAUGCUGGGUUAACACUAACACAGCCAAAACAGAAGAUGAUGGACAGGUAUCCACCUAUAUACUCAAACAAUGAUACUCAGCUUGUGAUUUUCUAUCUCAUUUUAGAUGUCUCGGGAUGCAGAAUGCUUGCACCAGGUCAAGGCCUCUCGUUUGAAAUUAACCGACUGGCUAGAAAAUAAUCCUCUUGUGGUCCUCAGGUGGCUCCAUGCUGAUGGAAUUCUACCGCAAGAUAAAUAUUUCUUUCUCCUGGAUAGAAAUCCACAGAGAAACCAAGUGAUUUCUCUCUUGGAAACUGUGACCCAAGAUGCGGAAAUUUGCAAAGCAUUCGUGCAUGUGCUGCAGCAAGUACAGGAAUAUUACUGCCCGGAUUUACAUAAUUGGCUGAAGGAUAACUUUCCAGUCUAUAUCAAGGAGUCUACUGGUCCAAUGGGUAAAUCUAAUGCCAUUAAAUAAUGGUUCAAGCAACGUGUUCUUAUAUGCUUUUCAAGUUAGGAGAACUGAGCAACCACCCAGGCCGUGGCGUUAGCAUUUUAAUAGCUCCAGCGACUACAUGGAAUAGUGAAAAGUCACAUUGCUAGAGACAUUCAUUCUACCAAACCCUACCAUUUCAUUGGUUGCCCGUUAUUAAAACUAGUCAGUGACGGAACUUGACCAUUAUAUUCAUAAAGCACUUGUAACGCUAGCGGGAGGAGAGCAGCUCCCAACGAGAUGUAUUACAUUGCCUAACACUUGACUAAGCAAGAAUACAAAAUAUGCUCCACAUAAUGCCCACUUUCUUCUCCAUUUUUAUAGCAGUAGUUUCUAUUCUAAAGAGAAAAAACAUCUCUUAUCUUCUCUUAUCAGAAGCUCAGUUAUGUCUCACUGCAUCUUUAAAGAAGUAUUAUAAAUAAUAUAAGGGUAUCCUGCUUUCGCAUUUAUGUAUUUAACAAAUUCUUAUAUAGUGCCCUUUUUUAGAGCAACCUUUGUAGGUAAACUUCAUUGCUACAUUACAACAGACAAUGAGAAGCGUUUGGACUAUUUCAAUUCAUUAUUUUUUUGUCACUGUACGUGACAAAAUUAACUCAUAUCACACCUUUUUAUUUAUUAUGUUUGCACUUUAUGCAUAGUAAAAUUAUGUUGUAAAACGUUCAGUGCCUAUUCCUCAAAUAGGCGAUCUCUCUACGUAUAUAUACAUUUUAAUUUUAAGGUAUAAUUACUGUUUAAAGUGACACAGAGUAUAUAUACGACACUAUUAUUGCACAUUAUGUGAGAGAUAGUUGUGCACAAUAGGAAUAUUGUAUAUUGUUAAAACGAUCUAUAGUAUAGUAUCUGCUAUUUUUUCUUUUCACGUCCUAUGUACUGUAUACUAAUUGAGUGCCACCUACCGCAGGAUUAAUAGAUUACGGUUGUAUAUAUUUUAUACUACACAUGCAAUACUGCUCCACUUGUGAAUACAUUGUAAUUUAAGAAUAUAAUUCCUGCUAAAGCUAUGAAUUUCACAAAAUAUUAUAUUUGCAGAAAAAGAGAAAACCAGUAGAAGGAGUGCAUUGGGUUGGUUUAAAAAGAAGAUAACAAAGGAAAAUACAUAUAAAUGUAAUCCUAAAGGUAGGUUAUCACCCUUCUUCAUAUUGCUUCUUGGCUACUGUAAAACCCAAAUGGUUAUUUUUCUCUGCACUGUUAUCUGUUUUUGAUAAUUAGUGACAUAAAUUGGCUUUUGCAGAAAACGGGAAAAGUUGUGAAUUUAGUGUUCAAGUAGCAAUUGUUUGGCACAAGCAUUAAGAAUUGUGUAAAGCUGCAUGUACGGAUUUAGUAAAUUUGGUAUGAGAAUUCAGCGUUGCAUGAAGCUAUUUUCUGGAAUUUAAAUAUUAACAGGCAAAAAAUUAAAUAAUAUACAAUUAUUAAUAAGAUUAUGCCAGUCUGAUAAUCAUUUUUCUUUUUUAAGUAUUACAAUGAAACAAUCCAUUAUAUCUUAGGGAAAAUGUUCAGCUAAGCUGCCAGCUGAAAUUAACCUCAUACGUUUAAGAUAUGGUUUCAGUUUUACACCCACAGAUAUAUCUGGACUAGAACUGGUUGCACUUUGAACUUACUGGGACUCGAUUCAUAUAAGUAUCAUGAUAAACGUUGACAUAAGCAGUUUGUAUGUAAUUUACCGUGCUUUCUGUCCACUUGAUAAGAAAUUAACAGAUAACAGUUUUACAGUUAUUGCUAUUAUUAUUACAGUUAUUAGUUUGAUGAAAAGAGAUUAAAUAAAGCAAUAGCCUGGUCCAGGGCUGCUCCCUUGUCGCUGUUGCGAUCUGCUUUAAUUGAUCUAGAUGUAGAAUAUUGGCUUUUCCAUUCUGUCAUACAUAUUAUUGAUUUAUUUUUGUCUAAUGCACAGACAGAUGGUGGAGUUACUUAGUGAUCAUUUUAAUGUGUCUGAUCAGGAUCUGAACAUAGGUAAAGUUUUAAUGUCAUCAUUAGAAAAAAAUGAUCAUUCAGAUUCUGGUCGGAAACGCACCGAUGUGCUAUACUUAUUUUGCUGGGGAAUCAGGUCCAAAAUUAAAUUAUAUGACAAAAUGGGAAAACCAACUGAAAAAUGAGUUUUAAGUGGAGGAAUGGCACGAGAUUCUCAUGGCAUUACACGGCAUUACACGGUCUGCGUCGCUCAUUACAAACUUAUAUCCAGAUGGUACCUGACUCCCUCUAGACUUUUUAAAUUGCGGUCAAGUUGGUUCUCUGUAUCAUGUCAUUUGGUCUUGCCCUUAACUAAAACAGUAGUGGGAAGAUAUUCACACUCAAAUUAAACUCAUCACUGAUCAAAUCCCCAUUAUAUCACCAGAAUUGUGUCUCCUGAAGAGAUUCCCAGAUGAUUUGCCCAAAAUUAAAAUAACUAUUUUAGGCAAUCUCUUGGUUUCAGCCACUUUGGUCCUUCCUCGAUAUUGGAAAACAGCUACUAUUCCUUCUAUGACUGAGGUGUCAAUAAUACUCUAGAAACUAAGAGAUGUGAAUUAACCUUUAGACUACCUUCCAAUACAGUUAAAGGGACACUAUAGUCACCAGAACAACUACAGCUUUAUGUAGUUGUUCUGGUGAGUAUAAUCAUUAUAUGCAUUUUCAGAAAGAGGCAGUGUUUACAUUGCCCCUAGGUACACCUCCAAGUCUCCACUCCUCCGAUGGCCACUGGAAGUGCUUCCUGGAGCAGUGCUGCAUAGUAGGCAGCACUGCCGUUCAGCGUCUUACGCUGUGCAUGGGGAUGCUGAAUUUUCCGCAGAGAUGCAUUGAUUCAAUGCAUCUUUAUGAGGAGAUGCUGAUUGGCCAAAACAGUGUUUGACCCCGCCCCCUUGCCGAUUUUAGCCGAUCCAAUGCUUUCUCCAUGGGAAAGUAUUGGCUUGGCAAAAAAGGGGGCAGGGCCAGUACGGUGGACCCGUGAAGAGCUGAAAAUAAGGUGAGUUUUAACCCUUUCUGAGAGGGCUACCUAAAUGGUGGAUUUAGCCCUAUAUUGUGUUUUUUUGUUAUUUUUAUUAGGACAUAUUGUAAGGAAUUUUCUUCUAUCAACUGUAUGUAAUUAUAUACUUUCUUCAUUACCUUUUGUAUAACUUCAGCGCGGUCCAUCACCACCACCACUGUUUUUCUCUGUUUGUUGUUGACAGUGUUGUGGGGAUUCCUUGUAGGUGGCUUUCUGCUCAUUUAUAGACAGAGUGCGCCACACACAUAACUUUGUUCAUUUCAAACUUUAAGAAGUGCUAAGAAAAAAGUCAAGAAAGCCUUCUUAAUCAUAAAAGGUUUUUAUUUUACCAAGUAAGAGAACACACUUUUAACAUACUAAAUUCUCAGUGCAAGCGACUCCGAAGAGAAAGGGGCUGUUAUAUGAAAUUUUUAGGGUGUCGUGUAACAAAGGAAGGAAAAAGGACAGUUACAGAAAUAUAUAAAAAUGGAAUCUGCGGCUAUACGCCUUCAGACAGGAAAAAUAUAUUUGAGUAAUAAUAUUACAAUGCAAAGAAUGGACCUUCCACAGGUAUGUAUUAUUAUUAUUAUUAUUUUAUUAUUUAUAUAGCGCCAUCAGAUUCCAUAGCGCUGUACAAUGGGUAGACUAACACAUGUAAUUGUAACCAGACAACUGGACGUACAGAGAGGUGGAGGGCCCUGCUCAAUGAGCUUACAUUCUAGAUGGAGUGGGGUACAGUGACACAAAGGGUUAAAGUAAGGGGACGAAAUAGGUUGUUGGAAAAAUAUUCACUGAGGGCUUAGUAGGUAAUUUUUGACAGUUGUAGGUGAGGAGUCAUGGGGGGUGGGGGAUAAAAACUUGCUAACAGUUUAAUUGAUAUGCUUUCUUGAAGAAGUGAGUUUUCUAUGAUUUUUUGAAUGAGUGGAGACUGGGUGAAAGUCUUACAGAGAAGGGAAGAAUAUUCCACAGAAGAGGUGCAGCCCUGGAAAAAUCUUGGAGGCGAGCAUUAGAGGUGGGAGUACGGACAGAGGAUAUAGAUAGGUCUUUGGCAGAGCGUAGGGGCCUCGAGUAUUCACUAAAUGUUUAUGUCAAAACAGUUGGAAAUGAAAUAUUCUCACUGCAUCUCAUCUUUUUGAAAACAAAACCGUAUGAUACCUGUUUACAAAGGAGAAUGAAACCGCAAGUAUUUGUCAUUAUUUUCAAGUGAAUGAACCAGAGUGAACGGACGUACCGUGCAUACGCUUAUUCUAAAGGUUCAGAGGAGGAAUUACUCAGCAGACACACAAGCUCAGUAAUUCUCCAAUGAAAUGAAUGAACUCCCUGAGACGUGCUUGAUUUUUUUUUUUAAUUAAAGGGACACUCCAAGCACCAUAAUCACUACAGCAGGCUGAGUGUAUUGUAAGGAAUUGUAAGGAAUCAAAAUAUUUUGAACGGUAUGAAUUCUUGUCUGGGGUCUACCGGGCACUGCUCCCCGCCUACACCACCAUCUCCUGAGACCUGGAAGGUACCCAGCAGGACAUUCUGACAGCUCUACUGUGUAUCCAUUAUAUCUUCCUGUCUGUAAUUUAUUUAGGAUGGAGCUAUAAAGCCACCCCAUUUGUAUAUUUGCACAAGAACCAGCUAUUUUAUAUAUACUUACCUUUGACAUCUUCUUCUACUUGUUACAGGCCAAAAAAGAAAUUCAAUCACCACAAGCCACCUGAAAGGUAAAUAAGAAUGAUAAUUUUUUUUUUAUUAUUAUUUAUUUAUUUAUUUUAAAUUCUUUAUUUUUGUUGGGCAGGUGGUUACAGGGUAUCAACAGACGCCACAACAGCAUAUUUCAAGCUUCACGAAAGUUACAGGGGCAUGAUAAUUCGCACAAUUUUUAUAUUAGGUUAACUAAUCAGUUAUUUCAUCAGAGUAGGAUUAACUAGAAUAAAAUAACGAUGCUAGUUGCUAAACAUUCCAAAAUAUUAAUAACAAGUUUUGCGUAAUCAUAGUGAAAGUAAACAGAAUUAAUACAAGCUAGUGAUGUGGUCUCAGUGGUUAGACUGCGCUUCAAAUAGCUGGUCAGGCAUUCAGACUGGGCUUGUAGAACAAGUUAGGAAAAAUAGUAGGAGCUACUGGCUGGUAAUGUUAGUGUGGUGGAGCGGAUUGCGUACGACUGCCUAUCUCUCACAACAUGUGGCUCAGAUGCAUUGGUAUGCGGACAGUCAUGGUUCCAGUGCCCCCUAAGUGGGGCCGUGGUAGGUGGGACUCGAAUGUGCAUAUUGCUUAUAUCUAAAUAGAUAACAUUUAACAGUGUAUUUAUGUGUAUCUGUGGCAAUUGAGCCUCAGUUAGCGAGCUAGAGUCUGCAGUAAUACACUAUAACUAAGAGGCGUCUACAUUUGCCUGGGUUAUAACUAUAACGUUUAUCUGACGCGUGAGGUGGACAAUAUAGGCUGGGGGAUGUUCGUGGGUGGGCAACAAAAUGAUAUAGAGCAGACCCGUAAGGUCCCCUGGGGUCCCCCAGGCUCGAGUCCUUCUUUGGGCUGACCGGCAUAGAGAUGAGUUGUCCCGGUUUCACGGCAUGGUGUAGUGUGCUGUGGUCGGUGUCCUGGUCGUGAGCCCAGGUAAGCAGUUUGCUUUGAAGCCUUCAACCUAUGCCUCGUUGGGACUGUGCUGGUCCCUGCCACGGGUGCCCCUGCUGUCGCAUUUCCUAGCGGUGAGGCUGAGGGCAUGGUGGAUGUCGUUUGGGUGAGUCGGUAGGCUGUGGUAUAGUUGCCCUUGUAGUAGGGGGUGCCCGUGGCUUGCCCGUGCUGUGUUUUGUUUGUGUUCGCCGUUUCGCCGCCCUGUUUAGGUGACAUGCCUGUUUGCCUCUCCGCUGCCUUCUCGUUGAUUUGGGCCUACUCAAGGGUGCCAUUUGUCGCUGUGGGUCGGGCGGUAGGUGGCAUGGUGGGUGUUUAGAGGUGGGUGGUAGCGGUGUCCCCUGUCUCAGUCUGUGCUCAAGCUUGAGCAAAUAUUUGUUCCAAGCUUGACAAGGGGGCUCGUUGUACUUCAUGUCCGCUCGCGGGUCGCGUGGUCUCCGCCAUCUUGGAAGGGCCUCGUGGCCCUCUUAUAUGUUCCUCGCUUGUGUGUGCCAUAGCUGGGAGGACUCCCAGUAGUGGACCGGGAUCACCCCCAGCGGUCCGGGGGGGUUGCGGGGUGCACGUUCACUGCAAUCGGCUCCCGAGCCGCUCCAGGUUGAGAGCUCGGCCGCCGCUCCCAUCCAGUGUGCACCCGGCCACAUGCCUUCGCGGCUAUAGCCUGCUGUCUGUCUUCUGCUCACGGGCCGCAUUACCGGUUUACCGUGUAGACCGAGGGUCAGUGUGUCGCUUGGGGUCAGUUUGUGCCGUGUCUUGUGGGUCUGAGAUGCUUUUUUAGCUAUUGUAGCUUAGUUCAGGAGGGAGCUUCAGCUAGGCACGUCUUCCCUCCAUGACAGUCAGGCCCCGCCCCCCUAUAAGAAUUAUAAUUUAAACAGAGUGUAGUGUUUUUCUGAUUUCUUUCAGAUGUAAUAUGCUUUGAAGUUGUUUUCCAAAUAUCUCUCAGUUGUAUAAAUGGCGUCUGCAUGGAUCAGGCACAUGUUAAAGCGGCACUGUCAUGCCGAACUUACCUUUCCCCAAUCGCUUCCUCUUCUCUCCCUCUCUCAGGAUCUGCUCUUCAUUUCUUCUCGUCUGCUCUAGCUUUCUUAAAAACAUAGGACAAAGUAGGGACUAUGUGUCUUAUUGAGGUUUCCUACACCUGACCAUCUCUGACCAGUGUACUUCAUUUCCGCUGGUCAGAGCAAUUUUCUCACAAUUCUCACCUUUUCUCCAUGUUCCCGCGAUGCAUUCUGUCACCUUUCCCGAACGUCCUGUCACUUAGACAGAACGCCGGCAAAGCUACCGAAUUGCGUCCUAGUUAUCUACCAGUAGGCUGAAAGACCUAAAUUGGUCUUUCAGGCAAAUUUACUAAUACUAAGUAAAUAUUACUUAGUAUUAGUAAAUGCUGCCCCUACUUGCUAUAUCGCGAAUAGGGGCAUGUCUACUAAACAGUGAGCCACCAUAGGAAUAAUGCUUUCCUGAGGGGGAAAUACUGAUGUGAGCAUGGCCAUUGCCAUGCAUGCGCAUUAGGUCUCCGGCGCUGGCGGAGCUGAGCCAGUGUCAAGGGACAUCAGCGUUGAACUCAGGUUAGUGACAGAAAGGGUCAUUAACCCUUUUUGCACCACGGGGGGAGGGGAGGGAAGCCUUGACAGUGGCAGAAGCUACAGUGCCAGGAAAACGAGUUUGUUUUCCUGGCACAAUAGUUUCCUUUCAAGAGUAAUGCUGGGGUCUGACGGACCCCAUAAAAGAUUCCUUUUUUUUAAGAUUAGAAAUGGUGUAUGGCUGUCAACAUGUUUUAUUGUUUGCAUAUGUAACUCUCCACUUCUGCAAGAUGUUUUUCACGCUUUGUGCUGUAUGGUACAAUUUAUUUUCGCUGACCUCUGAGUGUAAGUUAAAUCUAAUAUAAAUGUUUUACUAUGGCAGGUUUUCAUGUCAAAGAACAAACAUUGAUCACAGAAAAUGUACUGUAUAUUAAUAUGUUUUCAGCAAACCCGCCCCCCCCCCCCAAAAAAAAACACAUUUGCUAAAAAGGAAGGGAAAUCAUAAUAGUAGGCAAGCAUCUCAGAACGGUUUAAAUAAUUUUUCUGAUCAAUCCUGUUUGUUUGGUUUUGUUUUACAGAAUCUCUGCGGAAUCACAAGCAUUCUCUUUUGAAGCAAAAUGUUAAAGUUCAAGGGAACAUUGGAACUUCCUGCACUUCCUGUGAAAUAUUUGAAAUUCAAUACACCGAGCUCUUCAUCACCGAUGAGGACCAGAAUGAAGCUCCAAACCAGCAUGAAUACUUUACAUUAGCCAAUCGUCGGGCUCGGAUCUAUGAGCACAACAAACAUAAAAAAAUCAAGCUGACUGAUCUUAUUUCCCCAAACAAUCCAGAAUGCAGGGAGCCACGCAAGGUGCUGAUAACUGGGAUAGCUGGCAUUGGCAAGAGCUUCGCAGUGAGGAGGAUGAUGCAUGAGUGGGCAAUGGGAAUGGCUUUCAAAAAUGUCUCCUGUGCAAUGAAUUUUGCAUUGCGUGAGCUUAACUUAAUAGAAGGUCCAGUCAGCUUUCUUGACUUAGUCACACGAAACCAUAUUCAUCUUCAAGGUGUAUUAGAGGAACUGUGUAAGGAUCCUACAGACCUAUUGGUCAUAUUAGAUGGACUAGAUGAAUUCAAACACCCAAUCAACAAAGGAAAGAAGGUUGAUACCAUCACUGAACGGGUUCCUAUUCAAGAUCUGGUAUAUAGCCUCAUCAAUGGAACAUUACUGUCCAGAGCAUUCGUUGUGGUAACUAGCAGGCCCCACACAACCACUUCUUUGGUCAUGUUUGACCGAAAAGUGGUUAUCCUUGGUUUUGAUGAAAAGCAUGUGAACAAUUUCUGCUUGAGGUUCUUCAGAAACAGCGAACUAUCUGAGAAAGUCUACCAGUACAUCAUGCAGAAUGAUAACCUUUCCGGUUUGUCAUUUAUUCCACUCUACUGCUUCAUCAUCUGCACGGCACUCAAAGGCUUCUUCUCGAACAUCUCAGAGCCCUGCUCCACUGGCAAACCACCACAAACUAUGACUGAGGUUUAUUCCUGCUAUCUGUGUACCACCAUGCAUCAUCGCACAAAUAAAGAGACAUCCAAAACAAAUAAUACUGAGCAGGAGUCCAUUGUACUCUGCACUGAGGCAACUCUUGCAGAAAUGAAGGGCAUUCUUUGUCAGUUGGGAAAACUGGCCUAUUACUCAUUAUUGAAUAAUAAAAUUCUUUUUUAUGGAGAAGACCUCAAAAGAUUUGGGUUUGACCCAUCCCAAUUACCGGAUUCAUUUAUGAAUAGAAUUUUUGUGCACGUGGAAGGGAAAGGGCCCACCGAAAUGUUUUCAUUCUUUCACAUGACUAUACAAGAGUAUUUUGCAGCCCUGCACUGUGUGAUUUGCAUGUCUCCAGACCCUAAGGAACUUAUACAAUGCUUGGAUCUCUGGUGUUUUGGGAAUCAUCCACAAGAGCCGGUACAAAGUCAGCUCCUGUCUUCAUCUAUGAAAAUUAUAACUGCCAAGCAGUGGGAGAAUCUGGAAAUCUUCUCUAGAUUCUUCAUGGGAAUUCUCUCCAACAGAAUUGAAGGGAAAUUAAAGGGGCUGGUGGAUUGUCUGAGUGCUGAUAUUCUUGGUCCCCUUGCCAAAUGGUUUAAAGGAAAAAUUAAAUAUGCAGUCAAUCGGAGACUCCUAAAUCUUUUACAUUGCCUUAGGGAACUUCAGCGAAACACAGUAGUGGAAGAAGUAGCUCCUGACAUUGAUGAGGUCAACUUGUUCAAGGUUAUCCUAAACCCUGCGGACUGUGCUACACUCUGCUAUGUGUUGCAACAUUCCACCACCAGACUUAAAAUCUUAAACCUUGGCUACACGAAUAUUGGCAUGCAAGGGCUUCGAAGGCUACAGCCAUUGCUCCAUCGAUGCCAAACACUCCAGUGAGUAUUAGUUAAACAGUGAAAAAAGGAACUGUCACUUGGGAGAUAUUGACACUUUCUAGUAGCUAGCUAAAAGUUAACUUUUACCUGCCUUUUUGUUUUUCUUUAAACCUGUCGUUUGAUAUAUUAAGAAUUAUUGCAGUUUUCACAUAUUCCAAAAACGAGAUUUCUACAUAAGCCCUUCAUUUCCAUUCUGCAGUGUUUCCGUUUUAUGCAUUGGGUUUGCUGUACAUGAUGUCAUGAGUUACCAUUCUAAGAAUUUAAUUCAGCACUUCAGCUUUUACAGCAGAGAACUGACAAUUGAAUAUCAACUUUUAGAAACCAUUGUUUUGCCUUUAAACCUGUGCUUAUGACAAAUGCUAUAGAACGCUAUAGAAAGUAUAGCAUGGAUGAGUCACUUCCUGGGGUGGACAGAGGUCAUUGAAAACAUGCAAAAUGUAGAGUUUUGCAGAAAAUGCAGAAAUGUCUCUUUAUUUUUUAUGUGUAUCCUUUUUAUUCAAUCAUUUUCCCGCAGAAUUUGAAUGCACUCUGUAUUGCUUUUAAAACAGACAGAGUCUUGGAAUGUACCUAUAAGUACCUUUGACUCCUGGUUUGUGUACUUAUUCAUCCCUUAUCUUACUGCUGUAUGAUAUGCAAAGAAAUCCUUGUGUCUGCCAAUGAACCUGUGUAGACGGAGAUUACUAUCUGAUUUUUUAAUCUUUCUACCAUGAGUCAGUUCUAUAUCUUUUUUCAACUUAGAGUACACUGGUCAUAUAGGGCAGAAAGCUAUGUAUAUUAUACUAAGAGAAAAAUUGCUUUUUACAGCACAUUACACAUCAUUGCUUUAGUCUAUCCUACACAACAUUCAAAUGUGCUGGUCCAACCGCAAAUGUGCUGGUCUACUCGCAGUGUCGGUUUAAUGUUUUUGUGCACAAUUAUAGUUAGAACUAAAAAAAAAAAUUUUCUUUUACAUUUAAGGAAACCAAGCUUCAUUUUCGCGUCCCUUUUACGAUGAUUAUAUCCAUCUAUUUAACUUAUUUUUUUAUCUUCCUGUUAAGUACUGAUCAAUGGAUCGUAACUCAUAAGUCUGAGUAUUUCUUCUUUUAUCUUCAGUUUACGCUAUAAUUCUCUUGGCAAGGACGCUGCAAUCAUGGAGGCCGAUGUGCUAAAAUCUUCCACUUGUCAAGUUAAAUGCUUACUGUGAGUAUUGCUAGAAUUCAGAUCCCAUCAAUCCCAUCUGUUUCUCUCACCAUUCAGCAGCAUUUGUACUGCUUUAUUAAUUUCCUUAAAGAGGGGUGGAUACCUCCUAAUUACUGACUUGUCUCGAACUCCCGUUCUAUUAAACAUACUUAUAUCCAGAGUACUAUCAGGUAGUGUGUGUCGCCCUGUCAACAUCUUGCCAAUAUACAGGCAUCUUCUUCCUAUAAUACCAAUGUGACCUUUACGUGGAAAUAGCCUAUGUAAAAAAUAAAUAAAAAAAUAACUGACUUAAAAUAUUUUCACAUCUUGACUAUUUGGCUUAAAAUGUCAUUUUUUUCAUUUACCAUUACCAUCUACUAUUUGGUAGAUAGACACCAAAAUCAUAGAUUGUUCAGGGUGUAUGUUAGGUCCAAAUACCUUUCAAAUUGAAGUUAGAUACAUUAAGUUUCUGAAUUUGACACUUUAGGUACCAUCAUCACUUACUCUCCUUGCACAGAUGGUUGUGCCCCCCAUCCCUGUUUCAUUGAAUUUGGUUAAUUUAUGUCUGCAGUGAUUAACAAAAUUCAAUGUAGCUACAUGAUCCCUCUCGCACUCUGUGACAAUGCUGCGUGAAGAUAUGUAUCCCCCAACUGUAGGCUUGUAAAUUCCAUAAAAGUCAUAACUGAUUUGUGUGAACCAUCUCAUAACUUUCCAUGAGUGAACCUGAACAGACACUUGUAUGCAUGGCUGGCAGUGGCUUUAUUCUUAAAAAAAAAAAAGUAUUUCUGAAUAUACUAUCUUGUAUUUCGAUGUUCCUUGUGCAGGAUGUGUGGGAAUCAUAUUGGCUCUGAAGGUGUCCAACACUUAUGGGAAGCACUGAGUUCCAAUCAGACACUGGAAGAGCUGUAUGUGGACAUUACAGGAAUAACAGACAGCGGCCUAGAUAACUUACUUCCCUGUCUUACGAAGAACACAACUUUACGUCUGCUAACGUAAGUACAAUACACUCUGGGAUCCAAUGAGUACUAACCACAAAUGAGAACAAAAAAAAUUAUAGGAAUUUUAGAUCAACUAAGUCUUGCCUCUUAAUGUCUACAUUCUGGCUGAUAUUCUGGCCUAUUGUAAAGACUAUUUGAUGCACCAAUUUUAAGAUUAACCAAUAUGUCCCAUCAUGGCCUCAUGGAUUGAUAUAUUUUUGGAUAACCUUUUCAAAAUAAUUAAAAAAAAUUCAUGAUUUUUAAAAAAUAUGAAAAUAUCAAAAACUAUAUAAUAUAUUUAAAAUAUAUAUUUUAAAAAUACAUAUAUAUAUAUAUAUAUAAAAAUUUAUCCAAAAAUAAUGAAUCACUUGAAAAGCUUAUCCAAAAAUAUUAAAUUGAAACCAGUGUUGCUAGCGAAUUUACAGUAAAUAAAUGUUUUUCGUUAAAAAAUUUUAUAAAUAAAUAAACUUUUCUUUUUCUGCUCUCUACCACUUUGUUUUACGGUUUGUUUUUCUUUUCACCCCUUAACCUUAGGAUCGUAGGUAAUAAUUUGAGUGAAAGGAGCAAGCAGCUCUUGGUGACAGUGCAGAGACAAAAGCCCACCUUGAAGAUUCUCAGCAGUUUUCUAAGUGACAUGGGCCUUCUGCAGGCAUAUCUGGACUGGGUACAAGAUCUUAAAGAGGAUCCACAGCAAAUGGAGUCUGCAAAGAACGCAGACGCCUUGCGCAAUGUCUUGGCUGAACUUGGAAAGGAGGACCCUGGAAAGAAAGACAAGGAUCUUAUAGAAAGGAUUGAGAAGUUGAAGUUUGAAAUAAGCCGCAUCUUGCAAACGUCCCCCGUAGCUCAGUGA